This is a messenger RNA of Cynara cardunculus var. scolymus (artichoke), 2507 nucleotides long. Its product is annotated as bZIP transcription factor 23-like. The record is from RefSeq and is a predicted model, not a curated record. Gene Ontology annotation, biological process: positive regulation of DNA-templated transcription. NCBI's taxonomy places the organism in Eukaryota, Viridiplantae, Streptophyta, Magnoliopsida, Asterales, Asteraceae. The transcript is spliced from 4 exons. Gene Ontology annotation, molecular function: DNA-binding transcription factor activity. Gene Ontology annotation, cellular component: nucleus. Bases 970 to 2253 code for a protein of 427 amino acids.
UCAAAUUUUACACCUCCCCUUAAGAUAUUUCUCCCCAGUUUCCUCGUCUUUUCUUAUGAAAGAUUGGAUUUUUAAAAACCCUUUUGGACUUACUGUGAUGUGAUUGGUCCAAACUUUUGUGGUUCAUAUUGUUCUUCGCUUUUGGAUCCAGAUCUUUGGGUUUCUUGGUUUAUAUCUGGUUGAUUGAUGAUGAACUUGUUGCUUUGUUGUGAAGUAUCUAUUCAUUCUAAUCAUGUUCAUGGAUAGCGUUAUAGCUUUCUUACCCUUCUAUCAGCUCACAUGAAGAGGAAAACCAAAAUUAUCUCUGCAUAAAGAUUUUGAUUUUGAUUAUAUAGCUUCUUAUGUUAAUAUCUGUUUUCAAUUUGAUGCAUAGAUGUGUAUGUAUGUAUGUAUGUAUGCAUGUAUGUAUGUAUGCUUGUGGGUGCUUUGACUUUUGAAGCAACAUAGAGAUCAUAGAUUUUGAUUCAUCUUAUAUCUUCAUUUUUUGGAUUAGAUUAAGGGAUUAACAUGGUUUUUGUUAGUUUUUUACCCAAAACAUUUCUAUUUUAAUAUCAAAUUUCUGGGUAAAAAUGAUAGUUUUUAAGAUAAAAAAGCAACUAAAUCUUCACUUAAAAGUCAAACCUGGACUUCUUUAACAUGGGUAUCAUUACACUUUUUCUGGGUUUUUUUUAAUGAAUUAAUAAUUUAAUAUUGCCAUGCUUUGCUUAUGAAUAUACUAUUUGCAUCUUGUAAUUAUUUUAAGGUUGAAGUAAAACUGGGUAGGUGAUAAUUGAUUCUUUUUUUGUUAAAGAUCUUGUAGUUACUAAUUUGGGGUUCUUUACUUUAUUAAGAAAGUUAAUUGCUUUAUGAUUCUUUUCUCAUUUUCUUCUCUUUUUGUUGAUGAUUUUGCAUCUGGGUAUGAAGAAAGCAAAGCCAUAGGGAUAGAUUUGCAGUUUUUGAGGGGUGGUUUUAAGGGUUCUUGAUCUAAGAAUGGGUUCAUUUAUCAACUUCAAGAACUUUGGGGACACAUCACAACCAGAACUCAAUGGCAGUAGGCAAAUGGUGUCAAAUUCGCCACUGGCCCGGCAAUCUUCUGUCUACUCGUUGACUUUUGAUGAGUUACAGAACACAUUGGGUGGGGGUGGGAAGGAUUUUGGAUCGAUGAACAUGGAUGAACUUUUAAAGAACAUAUGGAGUGUGGAAGAGACUCAAGCAGUGGCAUCAACUUCCAAUUUUGGCAUGGAUGGGAGUGUGCAAAGACAGGGAUCUUUGACAUUAUUACCAAGAACACUUAGCCAGAAAACAGUGGAUGAAGUUUGGCGAGAGUUGCUUAAAAGUAGUAGUAAUGGUGGAUUCAAAGAUGGGGAAUUGAUUUUAGAAGCAAAUUUGCAGCCACCGCAAAGGGAAAUGACUUUGGGGGAGAUGACACUAGAGGAUUUCUUGAUGAAAGCAAGGGUAGUAACAGAAAAUAAUGAAGUUCAAACCAAUGGAAGAUCUGGAAGGUCUCAAAAUGGCGCGUAUUUUGGUGAUGUUUCACAGCAGAAUGUUGAAAAUGGCAGUUUCAUUUUUGGGUUUCAAAACCCAAAUCAGAAUAAUGGGUUUCAACAGCAAUCAGCUCAGAACAAUCGACCAACGCUUAACCAAAUCACAGAGAGUAAAAAUGGACUCAAUCUGCAGCCAAAACCACAACCACAGCCUCAGCCACCAGCUCAACCUCUUUUCCCCAAGCAAGCUGCUUUGGAUUUCAGUGCACCAUUGAAUGGUAAGCUGACUAGCCCUGGUUCUAAGCUGACUAUCCCUGGUACUAGAGUUGGGAAAUCUGAGCACCCAAUAAAGACUAGUGUGGUUCAAGCCAGUGGCAUAGAGAGUGGAGUGAUGAACAUUAAGUCACUUGGCGGUCUUGGGACAGGAUCUCCAAGGAAUUUGAUUCCAAAAAGUAAUUUGGACACAACUCCAUCACCGCCUUAUUAUGCAUUUGGCGAAGGUGGUCUUCGUGGAAGGAAAAGCAGUGGGACUUUAGAGAAAGUGGUGGAGAGAAGGCGGAGGAGAAUGAUUAAGAACAGAGAGUCUGCAGCAAGAUCAAGGGCUCGGAAGCAGGCCUAUACUUUGGAGCUGGAAGCCGAAGUUGCAAAACUUAAAGAACUCAACCACGAGUUGCUGAAAAAACAGGAAGAGAUCAUGGAGAUGCAGAAGAAUCAGGUAGUUGAGAAGAUUAAAAUGCCAUGGGGAAGUAAAAGACUAUGCUUACGGAGAACAUUAACAGGACCUUGGUAGGGUUAAGAAACAAAUCAUAGAUUAGAUGAAAUGAAGUGAACGAAAUCGGAUAUGAAGAUUUGGGUAUGUUUUUAUACAUAUGGGAUUGCAAUCUUGUUAACUGCAUCUGGGUGUGUAUGUAUAGAACCAGAUUAGCAAGCACAUGAUGCUGCGUGCAACUUCUUUUUGAGAGGCAUCCUGUUUGUAAGUUAUCGAUUACGUAGAUCAAAUGCAAACUUCUGUUGUAUGAAUUUUUGUUUGCUAUCUUGUUUGGU